ACUGAUAUUCUCAGCGCUUAUAAACCGUUGCUAAAGUAGGUUUUAAUUAUACAUUCGAUGAGUGCGACAGUAAAACGACCCGACAUAACUUUUAGUUUACUCAGAGCCAGACCAAGCAGUUAUAAAAUCCUUAGGAUUGUGUGAGGAGAACUCAGAGAGCAUUACCGAUCCAUCAAUCGACUCCACAGGAAAUCCGAAGUUUAAACUCGUGUAAAGUCUCGAGAUUCCCAACUCCUUGUUCCAAAACGUUUGAGGUAACGCUUGUACUCGGUCUUUUGACCGGUGACUCUUAGGGUUCAUUCAAUACUAUACAAAGUCAAUACAUAAUCUUCCAAGCCCAGUAUCAUUUUAUAGACGAAGACGCCAAGGCCUAGCUUGAACAGUCAGGUUGGACGUUAUAGACUGUCGUGCGUUCGUCUAACGUUACCUACUCCGUGUUGAGUGACAUCACGCUUAUUGGAAUAAGAUUUCAAAGACGAGGACCACUUAUAGACACACUGUCAUAGUAGCGUGUGUAAAUCUGAUGGUCACACACUGAACCAAGUCGAGCGACGACAAAUUYUAUUUUGUUCAAGCAUUUCUCAACUAUUCAACAGCGAUGAAAGACCUCGAAAAGUCGGAUUACUCAGGCGAGGAUAAUGAAACUGAAAGUACCGUUACAUCCUCCUCGUCAGAUCAAACCAGCGAACUAUCACCCCCUUCGCAUUUUACGGAGCCAGAAGAAGAGGCUGAGGAGAGCAAUACUCGCCCAACUCAAAAGAAACGAAAGAGACGAAGGAAAAGGAUGUUGACAGGAGUGAGUAGACAGCGCCGCGCUGCAAACGAACGAGAGCGCAAAAGAAUACAGGGUGUCAACAGAGCGUUUGUGGAUCUUAAAAACACCCUGCCAGUAUCCCACAUGGAUAUAUCCAAGAUUGACAUCCUACGCGUAGCGGCGCAGUGGAUCGAUCACCUCACUGAGAUCUUGCACCAGGAUGAUUUGGCGAGAACUGAAGGCACCGAUUUGAUCCAAGACGCGACCAAACUGUACGAUGAACACGAGCUGUACAAGCUGCUUGACAACAGUCAGUUUCCAUGCGAAGACGAUGAUUUGCUUGAAGAUUUUCUGCACAUGGACGUGAGACCUGUAUUCAUACCGAAGAACCAUACUUAAAAAACCUCUUGUAUGAUAACACAGCAAUGAACACCGAUUACCUAAGCUCACCUCUUGUAGACCUGGCAAACCAYCUUUGAAUAAAGACCCCAAGAUUUAUCAUUUAUAUGGACAUAGUUGGUGAAUGAAAGUAGGAUAUAAGCUGCAAGACCGUGUUGUAUGUGACGUGGAAUGCUAUGGUAGACAUAAUGUCACRUAAGUCUCUUUGGGUAGAAGAUACAAGUGUCACGCGAGACCACUGGAGGGAAGUAGAGACAACARWGUCACGGGAGAAYWCUAAGAAAGGAGAGACAAAGCAUCACGCAAGAAUGCUUGGRAUGGAKAAACAGCAGUGUCACGCGGGAMUGAUCUGGAAGCGUCACGCGACGCUUGCUUUACCAUUCAAGGUAGAAAGGCUUUGGACAAUCACGUGCUUACAGCUAUGUUGGAAGACAAAAAAAYCUGUCAUUCCUUCAUCCAGCAUGGCUGCGCUCGCGUCUUUUUGCAAAGCUGUCAAAAUAGAAAAGACAGGUGACCUUAGACUUUGAAAGAGCAYAUAAUAUAUAGGAGUAAGAAACAAGUUUAGUGUAGUUAGUCUUAUGCAAGGAAUAAUCAAAAACAUACARCACUUAGGUCAUUAGACUAAAUAGGUAAUUAAAUUCAAUCGAUGCAAACUCGUAUAUUCAUUCCAAAARAAGGAUCCAUAUCUUGGAAGUUUAUACUCUCUAGUUAUAUAUAAGAUAAAUCAAGGUUUAUACAUCUAUAGACCUUAUCCAUUGGACAAAAUGUCGUCCCAUUUUAGAUCAUGCAUCAUUCCUUUCAAAUUAUAAUUUUAAUUGCCCUAUUUCAUAAUCAUUGUGAUUUAAGAUGUGUUGUUUUUAUUCCAUCCCUUUCCAGCGACCAUGAUCCCUAGCGUUAAAACAAUAGUUUGUUUUAAUGUGACGUCAUUAUGAAAUAGGGCAAUUUGUUCGGAUUAUCGAUCAAUCCAGCUACUCGUGUCUGAAAAAAGAAUGAAUGCUUGGAUUUGCGAUCUGAGAUGGGAAAACAUUAGRUUAGGUCCGUGCAAUUAUUUUGAACAAGUGAUUUUAAAAAGCGGCAAACUCAAAAAAAGUUGGUUGUUUUAAAAAUAGGGAUUCACGUCAUAUAAAACGUCAUCUUGUUUUGCAAUGCAUUAUAGAAUUUUGACAAAACUACAGAAGCUAUCCCUGAUGCAUUGCAUACAUAAAAUGGUUGUGACUGAAAUGCUAUCGACAAAAGCAGUAUCUUAACAGUAUUAAGAGUAUUUUCGCAGAUCGUAGAGUGCGUAUUUUGUGCGCAUAUUUUARGUUGGUUAAACUGAGCAUGCGCAGCGGUUGCAAUCAACUUUAGGGGUCACGUGAACCCGCUGGUCGGAAUCACGACUUAAACAAAGCAAAAUAAACAGCCAAAACAGGAAAAAAUAUAUAWAAAUAUACUGACAGCCUUAUCGUCAAGUAAAGUGUAAGUUGUGAAGCUCAGAAUUUCCCUGCGAAGCGCGUUGAGUUUUGAUGGUUUAAUUUUCAUAAAGAAUCUCAAAUUUUUCUUAUCCACUUGUGAAGUCAAACUCAAGAUUGAGCAGCGUUCACAAAUGGAAAUACAUGCGCAAACUAUACAACACGCAUGCGUACUUUAAAUAGUUUAAACAGCAAUCAAUACGCAUGCGUAUCUUACAAGAACGCUGGCUUGUUUGUAUUUGUGUCGCGUUUGUCAUAGUUAGUCUUGAUUUACAAUUUACUAGCUUAAAGCAGGUGAACCAUAAAUAAAUUUGCGUUUUUCCUAAACGGUAUUUUGCUGUUCUGUUUUAAURUAGUUUAAAACCAAGGCCGGCUUAUUGUUAUUCCUUUUGGGCCAGUAAGAAAUUCUGUUGUAUACAGGGUAUUAGUUCAUAUACCAAAUCUUAGUGCCUUUGCAAAUAGCCUAUUCUUAAAAAUAUUAUAUUUUAUCAAAUUAGAGUACAUAGGUUUAGCUAAUAACUUGGUUAUUCCAUAAAAAUGGUAAGCUCUCGCGGGUGAGGAGCUCAUUGCAGGUCAAAAAAAUAAAGACUCCCAUUGGUCAAUCUGACAUAGAACAAUGGAUAAGAAUUUGAUAUUUUUAAUCAUUAGAAUUCAUUUGAUUCGCGGUUGUCAUAUCAACCAAGCUUAAUCAAUGAUAUUUAUAGAUCAGUCAAAUUAGGUUAAAAAAAUAGUCAAGUUAAAUUAGGUUAAAAAAUAGUCAAGUUUACAACAGUAGAAUAUAUAUACACUAUGGUAAAUCAUAAUAUACAUGAUUGUCUUAAUUCAGUUUAUAUGUUGUAAAACCUCGCUUUUAGCGGUUUAAAAUAUCCAUCUUACUCGCCGAAAUGCCUGUAAUUUUUUUUAUUUCGAUAUAUUUUUAUCUCUAGUUGAAAUAUGGAAUAUUUUUG
Messenger RNA from Actinia tenebrosa (Australian red waratah sea anemone), 3551 nucleotides. RefSeq lists its product as uncharacterized. Gene Ontology annotation, biological process: regulation of transcription by RNA polymerase II; developmental process. NCBI's taxonomy places the organism in Eukaryota, Metazoa, Cnidaria, Anthozoa, Actiniaria, Actiniidae. Gene Ontology annotation, molecular function: RNA polymerase II transcription regulatory region sequence-specific DNA binding; protein dimerization activity; DNA-binding transcription factor activity, RNA polymerase II-specific. The record is from RefSeq and is a predicted model, not a curated record.